CUUACCGCAAAAACCGCUCGAUAUCCAAUUGAGGUCCCGGAUCCGCCAUCCCGACUGACAAAUACGGGUUUCGCUGUACACAUCGCACAACCCGGUCACUGCACCACACAUGUCGCGACUACGCUGUUCCAACGCGCCUACCACGGCCGGCCUCUUCGUGCAGCUCAGCAUGCGCCGACAGCUCCAUCCAACCGGGCUUCCCAUCUUGGAUAUCCUCCUGCCUUUCCGUCGUUUGGCAGCUGGCGCGCCCGCCGUCCGCGCCUACGGUGUUGUGUCGACCACAAGACCCGCCGAGGCACGCCAUCCGGCCCCAUCCCCAACGACAUUCUUGAACAACAAACAAUGGGCAAGCGCGACACCACACAUCCACCAUCCGACGAAGACAAAGGCCCGUUCGAUACCUGUCUGCCGUCCCAUCCGGCUAUUCAGCACCUCUAGGCCCUGGCGAGCGACACACGCCAUCUUCAACCCACAAAAAGACGACGGCGGCAAGGAGAUGAUGCUAGAGAUCACCCCUCGCGCAGCAAAGCGCCUCACCGAAAUCAUGACCAGAGAUUCCAACCCGCACCUCGCUCUUCGCAUCCAAGUUGAAUCUGGCGGCUGCCACGGCUUCCAAUACUUGAUGAAGCUCGUAACCCUGCCCGCAGCUCUGCCCACCAAGAAGGACUCACCGGCGACCCCCGCGGCAGCAGAGGAUGAUGACAACGCCUCGGCCACGAUCCACGAGGACGACACCGUAUUCACGUACACUGCUGAGGAGGACAGCUCCUCACCACCAGCGGACUUGACAGGAGCGCCCAAGAUCAUUCUGGACCAGCCAUCGCUGGAAUUAUUGAAGGGAAGCAAGGUCGAUUUCACCGUGGAACUCAUUGGGUCGCAGUUCAAGAUCGUGGACAAUCCCUUGGCAACAAGUAGUUGUGGAUGUGGCACGAGCUUUGACAUCAAGAUAUGAUGUUGGGCAUUGAUUGGGACGGGUUGACAGCGGUCUGCAUUUUAGAUAGACUGUUGUACACUACUGGAGACAUAGACACGAGAAGACAUGACAGGCAACAGCAUAGUCGGGCUAAAACAUGCGCAACUCUGUAGCAUUGGGCCCUACCCUGGCCAACAGGGAACA
Messenger RNA from Parathielavia appendiculata, 1117 nucleotides. RefSeq lists its product as uncharacterized. Gene Ontology annotation, biological process: iron-sulfur cluster assembly. Gene Ontology annotation, cellular component: mitochondrion. NCBI's taxonomy places the organism in Eukaryota, Fungi, Ascomycota, Sordariomycetes, Sordariales, Chaetomiaceae. The transcript has 2 exons. The coding region runs from base 110 to 952 and encodes 280 amino acids. The record is from RefSeq and is a predicted model, not a curated record. Gene Ontology annotation, molecular function: 4 iron, 4 sulfur cluster binding; 2 iron, 2 sulfur cluster binding; iron ion binding.